Molecule: messenger RNA, 2756 nt
Organism: Clupea harengus (Atlantic herring)
Lineage: Eukaryota; Metazoa; Chordata; Actinopteri; Clupeiformes; Clupeidae
Gene: bco1
Product: beta-carotene oxygenase 1
Biological process (GO): carotene catabolic process; retinal metabolic process
Molecular function (GO): beta-carotene 15,15'-dioxygenase activity; carotenoid dioxygenase activity
Source: RefSeq, a predicted model, not a curated record
GGAGGCUCGAUGAACAGGGGGAGGGGUUAAAGCUUUCACAUGUCUUUAUAAACCAGUCUCUCUGAGGAUUCUUAGAAAACUGCCUAGCUCUGGCAUCCUGAAAGCAAAAUGGAGUACGAUUACGGUAAAAACAAAGAAGAGAGUCCUGAGCCAGCCGAAGCAGAUAUCGCUGGAACGCUUCCAGAUUGGCUUCAAGGCACUUUGGUGCGUACUGGUCCAGGUAUAUUCUCUGUGGGUGAGACCUCCUACAACCACUGGUUUGAUGGAAUGGCUUUAAUGCACAGCUUUACAAUUAAAGAUGGUGGAGUGAGCUACAAAAGCAGGUAUCUCCAAGGAGACACAUACAAAGCCAACAUGGAGGCUAAGAGAAUCGUUGUCUCUGAGAUGGGAACAAUGGCCUACCCAGACCCUAGAAAAAACAUCUUCUCCAAGGUCAUUACCUUCCUCAACCACGCUGUUCCAGACUUCACAGAUAACUGUGGAAAUAACAUUAUACGAUAUGGAAAUGACUUUUAUGCCACUUCUGAAACCAACUACAUUCGAAAGAUUGAUCCAGUGACCCUGGAAACUCUGGGCAAGGUGGACUACCUCAAAUACCUUCCUUUGAACCUAGUGACAUCACAUCCACAUUAUGAUAAAGAGGGAAAUACCUACAACAUGGGCACCUCAAUUGCAGACAAGGCCAAGUCCAAGUACAUAAUAUUCAAGGUUCCAGCAGCGACUAAAGAAGAGGAUGCCGCUCCUGCCCUGAAAAACCUGGAAGUCAUCUGUUCAAUACCCUGCCGUUCCCUUCUCACCCCCAGCUACUAUCACAGUUUUGCCAUGACUGACAACUACUUCAUCUUCAUAGAGCAGCCCUUCAAACUUGACAUCCUUAAGAUGGCUACAGCUUACAUGAGAGGAGUUAACUGGGCUAGCUGCAUGAAAUUUCAUCCGGAGGAAAAUACUCUAAUUCAUCUUAUUGACAGAAGGACGAAAAAAGAGGUGGUGACUAAAUACUACACUGAUUCUAUGGUUGUCUACCAUCACGUGAAUGCCUUUGAGGAGGACGACCAUGUGGUGUUUGAUGUGAUUGCAUAUGACGAUGACAGUUUGUAUGACAUGUUCUACCUUGACAAGUUGAACAAAAAAAAUGGGAACCUAGGGUCAUCAAACAAAGCCUACAGCUCACCAAAAUGCAAGAGGUUUGCUCUUCCACUCACGGACAAGGGGUCUGAAGUAGGAGCGGAUUUAGUGAAGCUCAAGUACACUACAGCCAGUGCUGUGAAAGAGAAAGAUGGGAAGGUGCUCUGCCAGCCAGAGGUUCUAUGUGGAGAUGUAGAAGUACCCAGGAUCAACUAUGAUUACAAUGGCAAGAAGCACAGAUUUGUGUACAUGACAAAGGUGGGGAUGUCAGCUGUUGCCACAAAGAUUAUCAAGCUUGAUGUUGAGACAAAGAAAAAGCAAGAGUGGACUGCAGAAAACUGCUGGCCAUCUGAGGCUGUUUUCAUUUCCAGACCAAAUGCAGUUGAAGAAGAUGAUGGUGUGAUCCUAACAUCUGUGAUAAAUGCAACACCGGGUGAACUAGGAUUUCUACUUGUACUUGAUGCAAAGACCUUUAAAGAGAUUGCUCGGGCACGCGUAAAAGCAGAACUGCACAUGGAUAUGCAUGGACACUUCAUCCCUCAGAGCAGUUAAAUUCAGUGUCUUAAAAAGUAAACAGUCCAAUACACUUGUAUAGUAGCCUACUAAAGAAACAUUGAUGACAUUUUGCAAUUUCUCUAUAUAAAAUGAAUUGCUGUGAUAUCACUUUAGCAACUUUUACUGUGAAUAUGUAAUCACUGUAAAUGAAUGAUUCUGAGCUAUUUUUAUAAAGCUUGUGUAGGCUUUAGCCUAAGAGUCUAAAUCCAGCAUUAAGAGGUGUGUUUCUGGUCAGAAAACUGAGCACUGCACAGGGACAACAUUUAUUAUGAGUACUGAACAGGGACAACAUUUAUUAUGAGUACUGAACAGGGACAACAUGAAGCUGACUGGCUGACGGGCAGACUAGCGCCAAAAAGCAGCCCUGGGAAUUUGUUGUCAAGUGGCCCCAGUUUGAUAUGCCAGAUUCAAACUGACACGUGUUGAUCAAUCGAUGAAUCAUUAAUUGAAAACACCAUCUGUUAUUGUUUGUGUUUGGUUACAAUACUGAAUCUGUGUUGGUUUUUGCUACCUCCUGUUGGUUUCUGCUUUUGUUUCAGUGCCAUGUUCACCUGUUUGUUUAGAUUGUACAGCAAGUUUUUAACAUACAUCAUUUUUACACUGGGCUAUUAAAUAGUAUAUGCCUUAUAGGCUAGUGCAAAAAAAAUUAUAUAGGCCUAAUCUAUAGAAAAUAGCAGCCCAUUCUCAUUAUUUCAUAACAGUGAUAGUUCAUCAAUUUAAAACAUUUACAUGUACAUUUUACUUAUUUACUGUCAAAGUCGAUGACCUUCGAUGAACUAAAUAGUUAAAUCAAACCUGCGGUCGGACUUUUUGAAACGCAUUGAAACACCAGUUUUAAAAGUUCCCGAACUUCCCAAUGGCCAAUUCGCGCCUGAAGGUGACUCAUUUAAUUAUGGGGGGAAAAGUGUGCUUACAUUUUUUAUGUUUUAUAAGUUGAUCAAACUGGUUCAGCAGUGUCUUCGCAGCGUGUGUGGUAAUAUACCUAUGCAAUGAAAUGCUUUUAUGUGUGUAGGUUAUAUUAUGGCCUAUUCUGUCCUUCCUCCAAUAAAAGAAAUAAACAGAGAUGCAUAGACCUA